CCGGGCGCGGGUGGGGACGGAGAGGCGGAGGGGUGGGCGUGCGUGCGUCCUGGCGUCCUGGCGCGCGCUGCCCCGUCCCGUCCUUUGAUUCCUCGAUUUUGUUCUCUUCGGCUGAGGGGCCCCAAGGGAGUCGGGAAAAUCUCCACCAGCACCUGUAGAAAUAGAUUUUGGAGGGGAGAAAGAGGAAUGGCCGCCCUCGCCGGCCCGCCGACUCCCUGACGGCCGGGUCAGGUGCUGCGCUUCCUCUGCCCGCUUCUGGUCCUUGGAUGAGCUUCCCCCCGUAAGGGAACCUAAAAUUGGGGGCGGCCGAGACGCCUCCUGGGCAGCUUUUGGACUCCGACUUUGAAUAUCCUUUCUAGACAAACUGAGAUCCGUUAAGUGACUUAACAGGCUCUGAAGGUCUGAUCCAGAGAGCCCCCAUCAAUUCAAAGGGAACAUCCCCAUUGGACUGGAUUCAAGAGCCACUGAUAUCUUCGGAUGCCCUUGAGAAGAAGAACUUUUGGCAGAAGGUUUGCAGAAAACAGCAUCAAUUGCAGGAUUGAGUUGAAGGCGUGUGAUGCAAUGGAAAGAGCACUGGAUUUAGAAUCAGAGAGCUGCGGAGAUGAAAAAUGGCAAGUUCAGGUCCACCUGCCCAGAAGAUACUAAAAGCUAAAAAGACCAUGCCUACAAGUUUCCAGAAACAAAUACAUAUGCAUAAAUCAGGAAAUAUUGAGACACUGAAAGCAAUAGAUAGGAAUAAUGUACAUAGUGGAAAUCAGCAGUUAAGGAUGGAUGUUAUACAUAAGAAAAGUGAAAAUUCUGAUAUGAAGAAUUUCUUACUGGACUCAAGGAGAAAUACCAUACUCCCUCAGGAAAAUGAAACAUUUCCUCAGACUUUAGCACUAUCACUAAAAGCAGUAAAGAGCAACUCAGAGAUGAACUUUGUCAAUGAACAAGUUAUUGAUCCAACAACCAGGCCCAGUGAAACAGAAGAUUCUUGCAAGAAACUUUUUAUACAAGAUUCAAGUGACUUACAGAAAACUUCAUGUGGUUCUGAACACAAAGCAAAUGAAAAAAAAAUUUCAUUUGAGCAAGCUAAAGUUGAUUUGAAUCCAAAACCAAGCAGCAGCCCAUCUAUUUUGUUGAAUGGUUUAAUUAACAAGCCAGCUUAUAUAUUAGGCAGUCAUAUAGAAAAAACUUUUAAUGGUAUUUGGAAUGGUAAAGGAAAUCACGUACGUCCCAGGUUAGAAGUGACCUCACAUUUGGAUUCACCCGUCUCACAGCAGAAUGAAGCCAUUUCAGUUAUACAUUCAAACAUUCAUCUUAAGGCUAACAAGACAUCUAAUUUGAAAAGACCAGUUGAGGUCAGGAAAGAUACAAGUGAUUUUUUGAAGACACAAGAAUACAAUCAAAUCAAUUGUUCAAGUAGAAUAGACUAUGGAAAUACAGUCUCUACAUGGCAUUCGUCAUUUGAAACAAAUAAUAACACCUCAAAGAAACGGGCUCUUUCAGGAAACAAAGAGAAUAUUAAGCGCAUGAAAACUUCAAAUGAAAUUAAUGAGAACAUUUGUAUAGUUGUGGAAGAAGAAAACUCACUGUUUGAACAGAGAAAAAUAUCAAGACUCGAUAGACGUAUUAAAGCUGCAUUAGCAGCAGUUCAAAAGAAUGGAUUAGAGUUAAAAACCCCAACCCAAAAUAUGGCUUAUAAGCAGGUCACAAAUUCAAAGACUAUCCUAUUAAAUAAGAAUCAAGGGGCUGAGAGGGACCGACCAAAUAUAAAAUUGGCUUCUUUAAACAAUAAAUCAUCUGGAUCUUCAGAAAUACCUAUUCCUGAAGCAAAGCAAAAGAAAAAUUUGACUUCAGAUUGUGUUGAAGUUGUGUCUGAAAGUAACAAUGCUGAUGUUAUGAUGAUUUCUGAGGAAAAUGUUCGUUUGAAAGCUCCAGUAACAGAUGUUGAAAAAACAGUACUGGCAAAAUCAAAUGAUUCACUUGGUUCUAAAACUAAGUUUAAGGCUUCAGGGGGAAAAAUAAAACUUGAUGAUUUGGUGAUUGACCUGACAGAAGAGGCCAACUUAAAUUGUAAAACAGCCUCUUUGGUGCAAGUCCUGGAAUUGCCUGUGGCGGCCAAUGAAAAUUUAAAGGAGAAGAAGCAACCGAUACAAGAUUCAGCACAGGUCCUGGAAUCAUUUGAGCACCUUCCUUCACUACCAGACAUACCUCAACAUCCUGUACUUGCAGGCUUCAAUGACUCUCUUCCUCCCCAGAAGUUUGAGCUAAAACUGAAACAGGUUCUUAAGCCAAAAGGCAUAGCAUUGACAUGGAACAUUUCUCAAAUUAAUCCCAGGUGUGCCCCUGUGGAAAGCUAUCACCUCUUCAUUUGUCAUGAAAACACUACAAGCAAUAGCAAAACAGCUUGGAAGAAAAUCGGGGAAAUUAAAGCUUUACCCCUCCCGAUGGCAUGUACUUUAUCUCAGUUCGUGUCUUCUAGCACAUAUUAUUUUACUCUACAAGCAAAAGAUAUUUAUGGAAGAUAUGGACCUUUCUGUGAUAUCAAAUAUACCCAUGGGUUCUCUGAAGAUACUAAAGAGUCACAAAUUCUUCCUACGUAAAAUAUCUGAGCUGUUCAUUCUUACACAUCAGCAACCUAAAAGUACAUGUGGAAUUUAACUGGCCAGUUCUUAAUUGCGAACCUCUGUAUGGAGAAUUGUCUUAGCUCAGUCUAUGACUGAUAUUCAAUAGGGCAUCUUCUAAGAGGAGAAAUGACACAUGUGAAGUAUAUGUUAAAUAAAAUGGUUUUCUACUUGUUGAUAGCUUUUGGUGAUGUGUAUAUGUUGGAGUCACCUAAUCCAGAAAAAUGUUGAGUCGUAUAAUUAAAAGAGUUUCCUAUAAUGUAUUUCCAUUAAAGUUUUCUUAAAAUGCAUUUGUUAAUCGAGUGCUACUUUUUUGUUUUAUAUCCUGGAUAUUUUUUUUCUGUUAUAAAUCAUAUUGGAAAAUUGUCUGGAAGGAUUUUGUAAAUGUCUGAAGUCUGGUACGAUGCAAAUUAUUAAACUUUGUGCUGUAUGAACAAAA
This is a messenger RNA of Monodelphis domestica (gray short-tailed opossum), 3048 nucleotides long. It is a transcript of the gene ATF7IP2, whose product is annotated as activating transcription factor 7 interacting protein 2. Gene Ontology annotation, cellular component: nucleus; transcription regulator complex. Gene Ontology annotation, molecular function: transcription coregulator activity; protein binding. Lineage: Eukaryota; Metazoa; Chordata; Mammalia; Didelphimorphia; Didelphidae. The record is from RefSeq and is a predicted model, not a curated record. Gene Ontology annotation, biological process: regulation of DNA-templated transcription.